Messenger RNA from Magnolia sinica, 1002 nucleotides. RefSeq lists its product as uncharacterized. The transcript has 5 exons. The record is from RefSeq and is a predicted model, not a curated record. Lineage: Eukaryota; Viridiplantae; Streptophyta; Magnoliopsida; Magnoliales; Magnoliaceae. Gene Ontology annotation, biological process: regulation of transcription by RNA polymerase II. Bases 441 to 962 code for a protein of 173 amino acids.
CAUGUGCCCUUGAUUUGUACCCAUCAUGCACCAUCCAUGCAUACCUGUACAAGUAUCAUGUAUGCAUAUAAGCACCAUCCACUAAUUGCAUACAUGUGUUCGUAGCAAGGUUUUAGGACUCAGCUGAGUCCCGUGCAACCAAGGUUACAAGUAUCAUCCGAAAUGGGUACGUAUCGCUUGAUAUGUGCUGGUAUUGCCCAUUAAUUAUAUGGCUGUAUCGGCCCAAAACAACCCGAUCUAGGUUGCUAUAUCAGUUAUGUACAAUACGAUACCUGAUACAUGGUAAGACCUGAUCCAGUUUUACAUGAUGCAUCACCCUCAACACAGGGCGAGUUGCGACUUGACCUGAGACUGAACAAUUCGGUCUAUUGUAGUGGGUGCCAUUGUAGUGGGUGCUAGAGUCAACAUUUAAAAGGGGACAACCAAAUCCUGUUGGGGGAAUGGAGACCAUUUCAAAGGAAAGAGACCUGCUUGUUUGUUGCAUUUGCCGCCGCAAACACGGUGUCUGCAUAAAGUGUAAUCAUGAUGACUGUCAAACUGCAUUUCAUCCUACUUGUGCUAAAUGUGUUGGCCUGCACAUGGAUGUGAAGACUGGUGGAGGCAAGUUUUUUCAGCACAAGGCUUAUUGUGAAAAGCAUAGCUUGGAUCAGAAAAAGAAGGUUGAGAGUCUGCAACAUGGACCUGAUGAGGUUCGCUGCAUUAAGCAAAUCUGGGUCAAUGAGAAUCCAGUAGGCCUGAGCUACCUGUUGAGGUUGCAGGGCCUGCUACGCACAAUUCGAAUGGAGAAUGUUAGUGGAGGCAAUGAUGACGUUGGCCUGGAAGCAGCAGAAGAUAGACGGGCAGUGUUAUCUCAGGGUCCGCCAAGCACAACGGCACCGGUGAUGACAGGCACUACCUUGACUUUAUAUUAUUUGUGGAACCUAAUGUUGUGUAACAGUUUGAUUGAGUUAAACUUUAAAUAGACUGUUCUUAACUAUUUUGUUGGUAUUGUGGCUUUCAUGA